Messenger RNA from Cydia strobilella, 2498 nucleotides. RefSeq names its product serine proteinase stubble-like. Bases 360 to 1958 code for a protein of 532 amino acids. NCBI's taxonomy places the organism in Eukaryota, Metazoa, Arthropoda, Insecta, Lepidoptera, Tortricidae. Gene Ontology annotation, biological process: proteolysis. The record is from RefSeq and is a predicted model, not a curated record. The transcript has 9 exons. Gene Ontology annotation, molecular function: serine-type endopeptidase activity.
AAUAAAAAAAAAUUGCGACACUUAUGCUAAUCACAUCACGCACACUAAAACAACAUUAUCAAGGACAUAGAACAAACGCGAUUUACCAACCUCGUUAAUUUUACAGGUAAUGUUAUAUUAUAAGCCAUUAAAUAAUUAUACUAAAUCAGUAUGGCAACAUAACAGGAAAAUAAGGCAAGAAAGUGAAAAGGAACUCAGUCGCCGCGCGGCUGUUACUUCCGAUUUCCCAAGCCUAGCGCGCGGACGCAUCGCUUUAAAAAAAAAAAGAUCUUUUAUAGUCCGUAGUCCGGACGGUCCGACCGCGCGAAAACCAACAAACUCACCCUCAUAAAAAACCUAAAAUGGAACGUUGAACAGUGAUGUGUUGUGAAAACCGAACCAAUGGAUACGAAAUUAAAAAUAAAAAUUUCAAAAUUAGAAGAAGAAACAGUGCAAUGGGUUUCAAGGUGUUUUUGUUGUUCGCGAUCAUGGGUGUUGUGUGUGCUGAAAUAGAAAAUGAUGUGUUGACGCUGCAAGACGAUUUGGACAUUAAGGACGAGGAAAUAAAGUCGGAAAGGAGACGGCCGGCGAAUGAACAGGAGAAGGAUAUCUUAAUGUUGGAUGCUUUGGGACGAAGAAAAGGGUCAUACCAUAGUUCGUAUGGCGCGUCGCAAGAGGAUGACUCCAUUAUGGAUUUGUUGGGGAAAAUGAUCCCGCAAACAUGCCGCUACCGAGGCUCCCGGUACCCCUGCGGCCUAAGCAUAUCCUGCGUCCUAGGGGGCGGAAAACCCAUGGACCUCUGCUCUGGAGGCAUGAUAUGGGCCUGCUGCGUAGAUAGGGAGACGACUGAACGACCUGCGGAGGUCGCUCCUACGAUACAUAAUGCCAGUGACCUAAUCGAACUCAUCGGAACAUUCCCCCACGAAAUCGACUACCAGAACACAAACCAGUUCGAGGACCCCGUCAUCGUGUACACAGACCACCACAAACCCCACAGACCCGACAAAUGGGACACCCAAAAACCCUGGGACACCCAAAAACCCGACAAAUGGGACCAAAAACCCUGGGACACAGAAAAACCGUGGGACACAGACCAAAACCACUAUUUUCACGUGAAGCCGUCAUAUCAUGAGAGUACGACGAAACCGUACGAUUUUGGUGAUGAUGAUUAUGUGCCUGUAGUGACGAAUGAACACACGAGACCUAGUUAUCCGGGUUGCGGCGAACAUUUCACACGCUCCAACCGGAUCGUCGGCGGGCACUCUACGGGUUUCGGGUCGCACCCGUGGCAAGCGGCCCUCAUCAAGUCGGGUUUCCUCAGUAAGAAGCUGGCGUGUGGAGGCGCCCUUAUUUCGGACCGAUGGGUCAUCACUGCGGCGCAUUGUGUUGCUACCACACCGAACUCCCAGCUCCGCGUCCGUCUCGGCGAGUGGGACGUCCGGGAUUCCGGGGAACGUUAUUCGCACGAAGAGUUCGCAGUGCAGAGGAAGGAGGUGCACCCGUCGUACGAGCCUGCCGACUUUAGGAACGACGUGGCGCUAGUGCAGUUGGACAGGGGCGUCGUGUUCAAGCAGCACAUAUUACCAGUGUGUCUACCUCAGAAGCAAAUCAAGUUAGCCGGCAAGAUGGCGACCGUGGCUGGCUGGGGCCGAACGAGGCACGGACAAAGCACGGUACCUUCAGUAUUACAGGAAGUGGACGUAGAAGUGAUCCCCAACGAGCGCUGCCAGCGCUGGUUCCGCGCCGCCGGUCGUCGAGAGACCAUCCAUGAUGUGUUUCUUUGCGCAGGAUAUAAAGAGGGCGGCCGUGACUCCUGUCAAGGCGACUCCGGCGGUCCACUCACCAUGAAGAUGGACGGGCGGAGCACGCUCAUCGGCCUCGUGUCGUGGGGUAUCGGCUGCGGCCGCGAGCACCUUCCGGGUGUAUACACUAACAUACAGAAGUUUGUGCCGUGGAUCGACAAGCUUAUAACACCUUAGGAGGUCAAAAACCCGAGAAGAAAAAUCACACCUUAGAUGGUGUAAAAAACCCGAGACAAAACAAUGGAUAGAACUUGGAUUAACAAACUGCUAACAGCUUAAAAACUAUCAGAUAAACUGUUAAAGUAAAAACCCGAGAGAAAAUAUAUGAAAACAAAAAACCCGAGAAGAAAAAAUUAUUACAACUUGGAUUGACGAUUGACGAAUUGUUAACAGCUUAAAAACUACCAAGCAAACUGUUAAAUCAAAAACCCGAAAGGAAGAAAUAUGAAAACAUAAACCCGAGAUGACAAUAUGCCCGAAACUACUGCUCAGCGGCUUUAAACCGUGAAAAUACCUUGACGAGACAAUAUUCAAAUUUAGAAAAGCAGUGAAAGCAAAAACCCGAGAGACUAGUAAUUUCCUACUAGCACAGGUUUUUAUCACCGGAUUCACGUUGUUUAAAAAAACACUGAAAUAGACGCAAUAACCUCAUAGUUUCAUUUGUCCCGGUAACUUAACACGAAUUUUGACAACUAACAAUGUUUAAUAUAUAAAGGG